This is a messenger RNA of Schizophyllum commune H4-8, 2865 nucleotides long. RefSeq lists its product as uncharacterized. The record is from RefSeq and is a predicted model, not a curated record. The transcript has 3 exons. Lineage: Eukaryota; Fungi; Basidiomycota; Agaricomycetes; Agaricales; Schizophyllaceae. The coding region runs from base 323 to 2386 and encodes 687 amino acids.
CCCGCAGCGGUCGGCCGGGGCCUGUCAUAACUUUGGUCAUUUCAUCGGUGAGCGAAUGAUUGAAAUUCCGUAUUUUCCUUCGAUGCCUACUCUUUCUUGCCGUCCUCCACCAUCCCCACAAGCAGCGAACGAGCGCAUACGACGUUGCCGAGAGAAGUCGCGACAGUGACAAGCGAAGACGACAUCAGGUCGACCACCGCCCCCAGGUGACCCUACCAGUGCACGUAACGCCUGCAGACGUACUACGCGCAUCAGUCGUGCUCCCCACCGCUGAAACGCUCGACUCGCCAUCGCGAGCACGUCAACCUUCGCGCUUGCUGCCAUGGCCGUCGCUGUCCAGCACCCAUCGCUCCCUCCCACUGGCUAUAUGUCUGCAUCCAUGCACGCCGCGACCAGAGACAAGCAGCUGCCCCCGCCCCCCGCGGAGCAGCUGCACUCGACUCCCGCACCUGCCAAGAUCACUAGGGCCAACUCGCGCUCCUUCCGCCCCAAAUUGCACACCCUCCCCAGCGCUGGCAUCGCGUCCAGCAGCGCCCCCUCUCCGGCAUCCCCCACCCCGCGCGCCCGCCCCAUGUCUAGCUUCCUACCGCGUAGCACGAGCGCGACGUUCGUCAACGCUGUCAAGCAGCCCAAGAUCCUCUCUGCGCUAGUCUACUCAAUCGAAUGGCCAGACUUCUGGUCCUUCGCCAACACAUGCCGCGAUUGCCGCCGGCUGGUCGGUACGUCCGACCUCACCGACGUCGUCCUUUCACGUUUCGUGCCUGGCUAUGCCCAGUGUUUGCGUGCAUGCGAUCUCGAGCAGCUGAAGAAGGUCACCGUGACGCUGAGCGAUCUCCAUCUUCUUUAUAUGUCACAACACAUGCCUCUUCAUCGAUACCCCAUGCACUCCCUGGCGUGUCAGAAUGCACUAUACCCUACCCCAGAGCAAAUGAAGUUCACCAACAAGCUCGUCGCCCUCACCCAGACCCACUCCCGCUUCGUCCUCCUUCUCCAGUCGCUCACUCACAGCACUUCCAACCCGCCACCACCGGAGCUGGACGAUCCCUUCUCCUUCUCGCGCCGGAACAAAAAUGCUGGCGUGCCCGAACUUACUUUCCCCGCGCCCCUGUGCUACGCCGACACUGAUGAUUCCCCUGACGACCCCUGGGCGGUACCGUCCUCCCGAGAGAGCGAGGCGCAGGGCAGCCCCACAAAGAUCACUAUCUCCCCGACCCCGACUAGGUCGAACACGAAGAUCAAAGGUCACGCCAAGCUCCCGAGCCACAACAGCGUGCUGUCGAUGGCGCGACGACGGCCUUCGACGGACUCCAGCUUGUCGGCGCUUACCACGCCAAUUAAGCGCCGCACGUCCGUGUUUGGCGGAAAGAAAACCGUGCCUCCGCCUCCAGUCGAGCCGCGGUCGUUGAGACUGUAUGCGUCUGCAUGGCGGCGGACGCUAUUCCAUACAUCGGGCGGCUCAACGUCAGAUGACGAGGACGAUAGCCUCCCGAGGCCCCGCCGCCACUUCGCAUCAUCGCCCAUGAGCUCGAGCGCGUCGUCGAGAUCCAGUCCGUCGCCCGUGGGCUCUCGGCGGCCGACCAUGGUCGCCGCAUCAUCGAGUAGCGCAGGGCGUCUACCUUCUUCCUCCACUCCGCACGAUCUGUCGCUCGCCACAUCGCGCACACGUUCGCCCAUAUUGCGCGUCUUCAUCCCGUGCGCGACGCUAGCGCCGGAUUCGCCCGAGGUGCAGGCGUGCGAGGAUCAACUUGUCCAAGCAGGACUGUGGGACCACUUGUCGACCGGUGACAUCGUCUGCAACUUGGGCUACGUUCCCCCGCGCGCGAGCCCGACGAGCUCCUCCGCUGCGUCCUCCGCCGACGACAUCAACGAGGACGAGCGCGGCACGUGGCUGCUCUUCGACGGGACGGUGCUCGUGCCGCACACGCCGCCUGCGCCGCCGCCCAUCGAGGAUCCGCUCAGCCUGCCCUCGCCAUUCUACUACGCGCACAUCACGCCCCCUGCGUGCGAUCCAGCCUUCCGACUAGCGCGCCUGCCGCCCUGUGGCGGGGUGCCUGACCUGGCGCUCGUGCGUACCACUGCGAAGGUCAGGAGUGCGCGGUCCGCGACGGGCUUUGCGUUUGUGCGGCGGUAUGCCUGGACGGCGCGCGUGUACCGGUAUGCGAUGCCGGGGGAUGAUAUUGGUGCGGGCUGGUUGGGCGAGUGGGUAUUGCAGGGCGAGGGGACGAAGGAGGGGAGGCAGGUCUUGCUCGACUGCAUUGCGGGAUACGAGAACGAGCCCAGGGAGUGGGAAAUGGUGCGCGAGAAGAGCCGUCCGGGACGGAUAUGGCUGAGGCUAGUGCACGACUACUGUCCACCUAAUGGUGGUCAAGAACAUCAUCUACCAUAACGUCUGGUAGCAUUCUUGGAUACUGACUCUGCGCUGCCUUUUAGAACAUCUCCUAACAUGUAAUAAUCAUAUAUCUUCCAGCAACCAUCUACUUAUUCCACGCAUCUGAACCAUCUAUUCCCCGUACACGAUCACACAUAUCCAUCUAUCUCUUGCGUUAUAUCUUUCCAUCGCUUUUCCCAUCUCUCGCCUCAGCUACGCCCGUUACAUAUUCUAUCCCCCCUUCCCUCUUUAGAUUCAUACGACGGACGACUAUGUCUCUGGAGCUCGGCACACUGCUGGAUAUAUCCGUGCCCGACCCUCCCCUGAUCUCGAACUCACGAUAUUGUACAGCCCCCUCAUCACUAUGAGUACUGACCUGGCGCCCAGUAGAGCUUCAGCAGAAGCGUGUAUCGAUCCCCCGAGACAGAAUGUACUUACAGUGUAUCGAUGUAUACCAUUUACUGCUUCCCAAGUUACGUGCGUCUGUCAGCGAUCCU